AUGAGGAUCCACCUGAAACCUGGAGCUGUACCGUUCACUGUACAUACACCCCGGCCCAUUCCGUUCACCCUCAGGGAUCAAGUGAAAGAAGAACUUGUGUCCUUAGUGAAACAAGGAAUCAUAACACCAGCAGGCAACGAACAUUCUGAAUGGUGCCACCCCAUGGUCUUGGCACCCAAAGGCAAAGGAGUCCACAUCACUGUGGAUCACACCCACCUAAAUACUCAGGUCGCCCGCCCUACGCACCCAUCACCCACGCCCCAUGUUGCCAUCCGCAAUAUCUCUCCUAAUGUAAAGUACUUCACUGCAGCAGACACCUUGCAUGGCUAUUGGCAGAUGGAGCUAGCAGAAGAGGACUGCCACCUGAAAAUGUUUAUAACUCCAUAUGGGAGAUUUCAGCACUGUCGUGGUCCAAUGCGAUUUCCGGUGACAGGUGAUGCAUACUGCCUCUGUGGUGAUAUGGCAUUACAAGGAUCCCAGCUGUGUGAAAGUUGUGGAUGA
Molecule: messenger RNA, 501 nt
Organism: Macrobrachium nipponense
Lineage: Eukaryota; Metazoa; Arthropoda; Malacostraca; Decapoda; Palaemonidae
Exons: 1
Coding region: 1-501 (166 amino acids)
Source: RefSeq, a predicted model, not a curated record